Molecule: messenger RNA, 622 nt
Organism: Amoebophrya sp. A25
Lineage: Eukaryota; Dinophyceae; Syndiniales; Amoebophryaceae
Source: the annotation of a GenBank genome assembly
GAAAUCUCUGGAGGUGGACGUAGAGGCGGAUUCGUUUGGCACGAACGAGCGGGUGCUAAUGGGCGACCAGACGUUGAAGAUGUGCUUGGCGUGUUUUUUGAACACAACGUGAAUGCGUCCUCCCAGGGCGUGGCUGCAUACGGCCUCGAUGAAAUGGAAGCCCAGGAAAUGGAUGACGAAGCCGUCGCGACAACUUUUCUCACUACAGGAGAAUCAGAGUCAGUUAUUACCGAACCUGGCGCAGGUGGAUCCCGUCGACGGGCUUCGAGCGUUCCCGCGUCACUCACGACUGGUAUCGACACUAGAAACGGGACUAUUGAAGAUAUCAGCACAGUUGCAGUGGCAGUUGCUAGUGGCAGCCGAUCAACGUCGAGCAUUGCUGCAUUGCAAUUAGACGGACAAGAUGCUUCUAACCAGCUGGGGAAUGAUAUUAGAUCUCACUUCGCGUUCUCACAGAGAGCAGCCACUCGCUCUCCACGAUCUUCAUCCUCAUCUACUUUCGUUCAACCUGCCGCGUCUCGCAGGUCGAUGCUUGUAAGUGCGCGACAACGCUCGCUGCGCGGAUCCGCUACACCCGCAACUAAUAGUAUGAUUCCAGCGGUCGCGGCGACCCCGUCCACCA